AUGUCGAGCAAAAUCCACUCUAAUAAUCCUAAAGAAACCAUUUUCCAUCUUCUUUUCAUUCUUCCUCUACUCUUUUGUGUAGUAGAUUCACACAAACUUCCACAAAACGAACAAGAACGAAGUUUUCUUCUAAAACUUAAGAAAGAAUUUGGAAAUCCGUCAUCAUUGGAAUCAUGGAAUAUUUCUAAUAAGGCUCACCACUGCAAUUGGACAGGUAUAAAAUGUGAUCCCCGUCAUUCUGUUUCCGGUAUUUUACUUGCACAUAUGAAUAUUACAGACAAAGUUCCGAAUUUCAUCUGUGAUUUGAAAAAUUUAAGAGAAAUUGAUCUUUUUGGGAAUUAUAUUACUGGAGAAUUCCCGGUACAUAUAUUGAAUUGUUCAAAACUUGAAUCUUUAGACCUUUCAUAUAAUCAGUUUGUUGGCAGAAUUCCUAACGAUAUCGAUAGACUUGCAAAUCUUCAGUUACUUGCUCUGUUGUGGAAUAAUUUCUCGGGUGAUAUUCCUUCUUCAAUUGGAAAUUUACAGUUCUUACAGAAAUUAGAUCUUAAUAUGAAUCUUUUUGGUGGUAUUAUCCCGCAAGAGAUUGGAAACUUAUCGAAUCUCGAGUAUCUUAGGAUAGGCUAUAAUGCCUUUUUCCCGUCAAAAUUUUUGUCGUCGAAAAUUCCCGAUCAAUUCACUAAAUUGAUAAAGCUGAAAUAUUUGUCCAUGACGAAUGCGAAUUUAUAUGGAAAAAUUCCAGAUUGGGUUGGUAGUUUUUCAAAUCUGGUAACUCUAUUUCUUGAGUCCAACAAUUUGAGUGGGAAUAUCCCGGAGAAUUUAUUUUUGUUGAAGAACUUAACGUCUCUGGGCUUGAGCAAAAACAAAUUAUCGGGGGAAAUUCCAAUAGCCAUCGAAUGUUUAAAUAUGUAUUACUUUGUUCUUGAUAGAAAUGAGUUAACUGGUUCGAUUCCUGAAGGUAUUGGUAAAUUGAAGAAUUUGCAAGUUUUAAGUGUUGCCGAAAAUCAACUAACAGGAGAAAUUCCGGCGAGUAUUGGUUUACUUCCAUCUCUUACUGGUAUUCAUUUUUCUAACAACAACUUAUCAGGUGAACUACCCCAAGAACUAGGUUUACAUUCUUACCUUCAGACUUUCAACGUAUCAGAAAAUAAACUUUCAGGGAAUAUUCCAGAAAAUUUAUGUGUUAAUGGUAAUUUGCUAAUUGUUUCUGCUUGGUCGAAUAACUUUACCGGAGAAUUACCGAAAACGUUUGGGAAUUGUCCUGAUUUGUGGUAUGUUUCACUUGAGAAGAACAUGCUAAGUGGUGACAUUCCAGUUAGUUUCUGGUCUAAAAUGAAAUCAGUUGUUAUCAUGAAUGAUAAUUUGUUUUCUGGGGAACUUCCAGAUAAGUUGAGUUCAGAUUUAAUGAUUCUCAACUUAGCAAAUAACAAGUUUGGAGGUAGGAUACCAACUGGUCUUGGUUCACUCAAGCAACUUGAGAUCCUUUCGUUAAGGUCAAACAGCUUCAGCGGGUCGAUCCCCAAAGAUAUUUUUCAUUCGCAGACUCUCCAAAUCUUAGACUUGUCACAUAACGAUCUCUCGGACCAUAUUCCUAUGAUGUUAGGGAACUGGAGCGGUGUAACAAGGAAUUCGAAUCCACACGGGUUCUUCAAUAAUCCUCAUUUUGGACUGCAGAUGGUAAUCAAAGGAGUUAUGAUACAAAUUAAGGAAUUAAAUAAAUAUAGCACAAGCAUCGAUUUAUCAUGCAAUAAUCUUGACGGAAACAUUCCAAAGGAGAUAGGCUUGUUAACACUACUCACUUCUCUUAAUUUGUCCCAUAAUCAUUUCUCCGAUCAUAUUCCAGAAAGUAUUGGAAAUUUGUCUGCGCUAGAAUCUCUGGAUCUAAGUUCUAAUGAAUUGUCUGGACUUAUUCCACAGUCUUUAACAACAAUAGAUUCUCUCGGAGUUCUGAACUUGUCUUAUAAUAAGCUGAGUGGCAAGAUUCCAAGUGGAACUCACUUUGAUACACUCAGUUUGGAUGGUUCAGCUUUCGCUGGGAACAAUUUACUCUGUGGAUCGUCAAUAGGUAGAAGUUGCAAGGGUGAUCGCAAUACUAGUACUAGUGAUGCGCAUCCUACAAAUGAAUUUGAUGAAGCUGAUGGAGAUGAUACAAAAGAGAGGUUGUUGUUGUAUUCUAUUGUUGCCUUGGGUUUUGCUGUUGGAUUUUGGAGUCUUUUCUUUAUGUUACUUGUAAGGAAACAGAAAUGGUGGUUUUGGUAUUGGAGAAUUGUUGAUUUGGUAGCUGUUAGGAUAGUUGAUUGUAUCUGUAAUAAUAAUUAA
Messenger RNA from Papaver somniferum (opium poppy), 2316 nucleotides. Its product is annotated as receptor-like protein 52. The coding region runs from base 1 to 2316 and encodes 771 amino acids. NCBI's taxonomy places the organism in Eukaryota, Viridiplantae, Streptophyta, Magnoliopsida, Ranunculales, Papaveraceae. Gene Ontology annotation, molecular function: protein binding. The record is from RefSeq and is a predicted model, not a curated record. The transcript has a single exon.